Molecule: messenger RNA, 1944 nt
Organism: Olea europaea var. sylvestris
Lineage: Eukaryota; Viridiplantae; Streptophyta; Magnoliopsida; Lamiales; Oleaceae
Product: sucrose nonfermenting 4-like protein
Exons: 14
Coding region: 457-1929 (490 amino acids)
Source: RefSeq, a predicted model, not a curated record
UGGGGACGGGGUACAAAAUUAUGUAAAUCUGUUUGAUGUAAAUUCACGUUUCCAUUUGUGGGUUUGCACUUGAAAGAAAACCUCCUUUCCUAAUUGAUUCUCUUCUCUCCAAUUCACCAUAUUACACUAACACAACUUCAAAGAUCCCUCCACUCGUUCUCUCUCAACCCUCCAAUAUUAGUACUCUCUUUCUCUCUCUUUGAGUUCGAUUUUUGUUCCAGAUUUGCCCCCAGAGAAAGAUUUAGUAAAGAUUCCAUUUUUAGGGUUUUUCAGUGUCAAAAUCAUUUGGAAAGCCCCAAUUUCACUUCGGAUCAGAGCUCAAUAUUCUCCUCUUUAUUAGUUUCUUUGUGGAUUUUCAACAAAUUCUCGCUCUCAAUCUAUCAAAAAGAGCUGAUUUUGACAUUUCCAUAGGGAAUUUCGCUGCAAAAUUGCAAUGCUUGUGCUGAAGAUUGUGGAAUGAGUGGAAAUCUGCUGCAAAAUUGCAAUGCUCUUGCUGAAGACUGUGGAUUGAGUGGAGAAAUGUUUGGGCCUCGCAGUUCAGAUUCUCAGCUGAACAAUAGUGGGACAGUUUUUGUACCAACGCGGUUUGUUUGGCCGUAUGGAGGAAGGAGGGUGCUGCUGAGCGGCUCUUUCACCAGGUGGCUAGAUCACAUUCCCAUGUCACCAAUGGAGGGUUCCCCAACUAUUUUUCAGGUUAUCUACAACUUGACUCCGGGAUAUCACCAGUUCAAGUUUUUUGUUGACGGUGAGUGGAGGCAUGAUGAGCACCAACCCUUUGUAACCGGAAAUUAUGGAGUGGUGAACACCAUCUUCUUAGCCAGGGAACCUGAAAUAAUUCCUGCAUUUUUCAAUCCAGAGAAUCCUGGUAGAUCUAACAUGGAAGUGGAUAAUGAUCUCUUUCUUCCGGAAGCAAUUCCAAGAAUAUCACAAGCUGAUGUGGACCUAUCUCGUAACCGUAUAUCUGUUUUCUUGUCCACUCAUACCGCAUAUGAGUUACUUCCUGAGUCUGGCAAGGUAAUUGCUUUGGAUAUAAACUUACCAGUGAAACAAGCAUUCGAUAUUCUUUAUGAACAGGGAAUCUCUGUUGCUCCUCUAUGGGACUUCCGCAAGGGUCAGUUCGUUGGAGUUCUUAGUGCAUUAGACUUCAUCUUGAUACUUAGAGAGCUUGGGAAUCAUGGAUCCAACUUGACAGAAGAAGAACUUGAGACGCAUACUAUAUCAGCCUGGAAACAGGGAAAAUUAUAUCUCAACAGACAGAUUGACGGAAAUCUGAGUUCAUAUUCAAGGCAGCUUGUCCACGCUGGGCCUCAAGAUUCUCUGAAAGACGUUGCUUUGAAACUUCUGCAAAAUAAAGUUUCGGCGGUUCCCAUUAUUCACUCUUCAUCACAAGAUGGUUCGCAUCCUCAGCUACUUCACCUAGCUUCCUUAUCUGGGAUUCUAAAAUGUGUAUGUCGUCAUUUUAGACAUUCUUCUAGCUCCUUGCCCAUUCUUCAACAACCGAUUUGUUCUAUUCCUUUGGGUACUUGGGUUCCAAAAAUUGGGGAACCAAGUGGAAAGCCAAUUGCAAUGCUGAGACCCAAUGCCUCUCUAAGUUCUGCUCUUUCUCUGUUAGUUCAAGCUGAUGUUAGUUCCAUACCUAUAGUAGAUGACAGUGAUUCCUUGCUGGAUAUAUACUGUAGAAGUGAUAUCACUGCUUUGGCGAAAGACAGAGCAUAUGCACAGAUUCCUCUCGAUAACUUGAAUGUUCAUCAGGCUUUACAACUUGGUCAAGAUGCAAGUUCCCCAUACGGCUUCUUUAAUGGUCAGCGAUGCCAAAUGUGUUUAAGGUCUGAUCCUUUGCAAAAAGUGAUGGAGAGGCUGGCAACUCCUGGUAAUUUAUCAUGUCUUGUCUUUUUUAUGCUUACUGUUUUUCGUUCUCUGCUUUUGUGAUAAUUAUUCGAGUAU